Lotus japonicus is the source of this 2390-nucleotide messenger RNA. RefSeq names its product LEAF RUST 10 DISEASE-RESISTANCE LOCUS RECEPTOR-LIKE PROTEIN KINASE-like 2.4. The annotation marks the transcript as partial. Gene Ontology annotation, biological process: protein phosphorylation. The record is from RefSeq and is a predicted model, not a curated record. Gene Ontology annotation, molecular function: ATP binding; protein kinase activity; polysaccharide binding. Lineage: Eukaryota; Viridiplantae; Streptophyta; Magnoliopsida; Fabales; Fabaceae. The transcript has 3 exons.
CUUCCUGCUCUGCUGUUUCUCUCUGGUUUCCUAGAAGCAUCAAAUCUUGAUGCACUGAAAGUCAAGCGUGGAUUGAUUACACCCUCAAUUCAACCCCCAAGCACCCACGCGGAGUUUACUCAUUCAAUCUUUCCUCACUUCUCUAUUCAAUCAUAUCACUUCUCUGUUUAUUCCACCUCCCCUGUUUCAAGAAUGAAACCUCUGCUUCAUCCAUCUUCCAUUUUAACUUUCUGGUUCACCCUUUUCAUAAUCUCAAUCAAUAUUCAAACACCCCUCUGUGCUGAUAAUGAUAGCAAGUACUACACGAACUGCUAUGAAGCUUUUUCCUGCGAUGGUAGCAGUGUUGGGAACCUCAAGUACCCAUUCUGGGGAGGAAACAGAACUGAGUACUGUGGUCAAUCUCAGUUGGAGCUCGUUUGUGAAGACCGUGCAGCGAAGAUCACAAUCAAUUCAAUCACAUACCGUGUUGUUAAAUGGGAGGAUUCAACACAGAAGCUCACGGUGGCUAGAGAUGACUUCUGGGGUGGUGUCUGUGCUGUGAGUGAUUACCAGAACAGUUCAUUUGAUAACUCUCCCUUUCAAUAUGAUUUCAGUGGUGAUAAUAACGUGACGUUGUUAUACAAUUGCGGUUCUAUCGAUCCUCCGAGUGGGUUUUAUAGGAGUUCCUGCGAUGGUGGUAGUAGAGUUGUGUACUAUAUUGUAGGAGUAGGACCUUUAUCCUUUGCCUCUGCUUGCACGAGUGUUGUGGUUCCAGUUUUGGCAUCCCAAGUUUCAGCACUUGCAUCUACUGCUGGUAACAUAGACGAGGUAUUGAAUGAAGGUUUUGGGUUGAGAUGGAGUGGUAAUUAUCAAGAGUGCACAGGAUGUCUUGAUACUAGAGGAGCGUGUGGGUUUGAUGGAAAAUUCAGGUGUUUCUGCGAGGAUGGACCUCAUCAAUCUUCAUGCAUUUCAGAUAGGGCCCCAGCUCCAGAUAAAAGGCGGGGGAGCACAACUCGUAACAUUGUGAUAGGUGUAGCGGCAUCUUGUGUGGGAGGACUAGUCGCUAUUAUUAGUAUAGCUAUUUAUAUUAGGAGGAAGUUUAAGAGUUUAUCUGGACAAACGAUGAUCUCCAGGAAAAGAAGUACAUUUGUUGAACACGAUGUGGAAGCUUUCAUGCAAAGCUAUGGUUCAUUGGCACCAAGGCGAUAUAGUUAUUCAGAAGUUAAAAGGAUCACAAACUCAUUUGUACAUAAGCUAGGCCAAGGUGGAUAUGGCGUUGUGUAUAAAGCAACAUUACCUGAUGGUCGUCUUGUUGCUGUAAAAGUGAUAAGCGAAUCCGGCGGGAGCGGAGAAGAUUUCAUAAAUGAAGUUUCUAGCAUUAGCAGAACUUCUCAUGUGAACAUUGUCUCACUCUUGGGAUUUUGCUAUGAUAAAAACAGAAGAGUAUUGAUCUAUGAAUUCAUGCCCAAUGGUUCAUUGGAUAAUUUCAUCAAUGGAAUGGGAUCUCCAAAUGCUAUUUGCUGUUUUGAUUGGAAUACUUUGUACAAAGUUGCAAUCGGGAUUGCUCGAGGGCUAGAGUACCUACAUCAAGGAUGCAAUACAAGGAUCUUACACCUUGAUAUCAAACCUCAAAACAUUCUCUUGGAUGAAGACCUUUGCCCAAAAAUAGCUGAUUUUGGACUAGCUAAAAUAUGCAAAAGGAAGGAGAGCAUUGUGUCUAUGUUGGGAACAAGAGGAACUCCCGGGUACAUUGCACCAGAAGUAUUUAGUCGAGCAUUUGGUGGUGUUUCUCACAAAUCUGAUGUGUAUAGCUUUGGCAUGUUGAUUCUUGAAAUGGUUGGAGGAAGGAAAAAUUAUGAUAGUGGUGGAGGGUCACAAAGCAGUGAAAUGUUUUUUCCAGAUUGGAUAUAUAAGGAUCUUGAGCAAGGUGAUGUUCACACAAAUUUUUUGGUCAUCACAGAGGAGGAACAUGAGAUGGCAAGGAAAAUGAUUUUGGUCAGUCUUUGGUGCAUCCAAACACGCUCAUCGGAGAGACCAUCAAUGAAUAAAGUGGUGGAGAUGUUAGAAGGAACACUUGAGUCAGUGCCAUAUCCUCCAAAGCCUAUCUUACAUUCUCCUGAAAAGCUAUUAUUGCAAAAUUCAGAUUUAACUUCAGGCAAUACUCUGGAGACAGAUUCAAUGACAACAGAAAAAGAUGGUUCCAUUGAAUUGAAUGUGUUAAGCAAGAAUGUACCAGGUUAAUGGUGAUGAAACAGUUUUUUUUUUUAAAGCAAAAGAUUACUUUGGUAUUUUUUGUUGUUUAAUAAAUGGUUGGAGUAAAGACCGGUACCUAUGUUGUAAUUGUUGUAUAGGAAGUGUUGGAUGCUCAACUAUCCAUAAUCCAUAAUUCAUUUGAAUUUCUGGUUGAUAAA